UUCAAACAUCUCCACUCAACAGCUCUGCGCUCUUGCCCAGGUGAAGGAUCUGUGCUUGCCUGCCCGAGCACCUGGGAACUAUGGCUUCCUGCAAUCUCCCCUUUGGGGGAAAAUCUCUAGGAAGGAGGCUCAUAGAGGUGGCAACAACCCUUUUUUUCCUGGCCUGUCUUUGGGGGGUAACUUGGAGCACCAACCCUGCAGAAACGGAGCAGGUUGAGAUCCGGCUGGUGAAUGGUUCGAGUCGCUGCAGUGGGAGAGUGGAAGUGCUCCAUAAUGGGAUGUGGGGCACUGUUUGCGAUGACAGCUGGGGCAUGGAGGAAGCCAAAGUUGUCUGCAGGCAGCUGGGUUGUGCAGCUGCAAUAUCAGCCCUACGUGAAGCACAUUUUGGGAGAGGAACUGGACGUAUCUGGAUGGAUGAACUCCGAUGCACGGGGACGGAAUCAGCUCUCACUCAAUGUCCAGCAAGGCCCUGGGGAGAUAAUGACUGCCAUCAUGGAGAAGACGCAGGUGUUAUUUGCUCAGAGGUGAGGUUGGCAGGCGGUUCAGCUCCCUGCACAGGCAGGGUUGAGAUACUCCACAACCAAAGAUGGGGAACAAUCUGUGACAAUGGCUGGGACUUAGCCGAUGCUCAAGUUGUCUGCCGGGAAGUGGGCUGUGGAGAUGCUUUAGCAGCAGCAAAUGCUGCUAAAUUUGGAAGAGGAUCUGGCCCUACCUGGAUGGAUCAAGUGAACUGCACAGGGGAAGAAGACAGCCUAAGGAAAUGCCCACCAAAAACCCUGAUGGAACACAGCUGUGAUCAUAGCAAGGAUGCCGGUGUAGAGUGUUCAGAGCCACCUGAGAUCAGAUUAACAAAUGGCCCCAAUCACUGCUCUGGAAGAGUUGAGAUAUUGCAUGAUAAACUCUGGGGAACUAUUUGUGAUGACGACUGGGACCUUGAUGAUGCCAGAGUUGUGUGCCAGUAUCUAGGCUGUGGAACGGCUUUAUCUGCCCCAAGAGGUUCUCGUUUUGGAGCAGGAACUGGCCCCAUAUGGCUAGAUGGCAUCAACUGCACUGGGUCAGAGACUGCUAUCACCAAAUGUCAAGCAAAAAGCUGGGGAGAACAUGACUGUACCCACUCAGAAGAUUCUGGUGUUAUAUGUGCAGAGCUCCGCCUAAUGAAUGGCCAAAGCCGCUGCUCGGGGAGGAUUGAGGUGUAUCACAAUCAGCAGUGGGGAACCAUUUGUGAUGAUGGAUGGGAUUUAAAUGAAGCCAACGUUGUGUGCAGGGAACUGGAGUGUGGAACAGCCUUAAAAGCAACUGGUGGAGCACAGUUUGGCCAAGGAACCGGUCCCAUGUGGCUAGAUAAAGUGAACUGCACAGGAAAAGAAGCAUACCUGAAUGAAUGCCAAAAAAGCCCCUGGGGAGAGAACCGUUGUGAUCAUCGGAGGGAUGCCAGCGUUGAGUGCUCAGACCCAAAUGAAGUGAGGCUGGUGAACGGUACAAGUCGCUGCACUGGCAGAGUUGAGGUGCUCCACAAUCAGCAGUGGGGGACUGUGUGUGAUGAUGGCUGGGACAUGAGCAAUGCCCAAGUCGUGUGCAGAGAGCUGGGCUGUGGAGUUGCCUUGUCAGCCCCACGAAGCGCUCAGUUUGGAAGAGGAAACGAUCCUAUCUGGCUGGAUGAUGUCAAAUGCAAGGGGACAGAAGCAGCCCUCAGGGACUGCCGCCUGAAAGCUUGGGGAGAACAUAACUGCAACCAUGGAGAAGAUGCCGGGGUCAUGUGUUCAGAACUCAGGUUGGUGAAUGGCUCGAGUCGCUGCUCAGGGAGAGUGGAGAUAUUCCACAACCAAGAAUGGGGAACUGUGUGUGAUGAUCGGUGGAACAUGAAACACGCUGAGGUCAUCUGCAGGGAACUCAGCUGUGGAGUUGCUCUGAAAGCCAACACAAAAGCUUAUUUUGGACAGGGCACGGGGCCCAUCUGGCUGGAUGACGUGAACUGCCAAGGCACAGAAAACGCCCUCAGUGAAUGCUCAGCAAGCAACUGGGGAGUUAAUAAUUGCAAUCAUGGAGAAGAUGCGGGUGUGGAAUGUGCAGACCCAGUGGAGCUGAGACUGGUCAAUGGCACACAUCGGUGUUCUGGGAGAGUGGAGGUGUUUCAUCUCCAGCAAUAUGGAACUGUGUGCGAUGACAACUGGGACAUAAAUGAUGCCAUAGUUGUGUGCAGGUACCUGAACUGUGGAAAUGCCUUAUCUGCCCCACGAGGAGCUCGGUUUGGGAGAGGGUCUGAUCCCAUCUGGUUGGAUGAUGUGGAAUGUACAGGAACAGAAUUGUCCCUUGGUGUUUGCAAGGCCAAGCCUUGGGGAAGCAAUGACUGUAACCAUGGAGAAGAUGCUGGUGUUGUGUGUUCAGAUGAUCUCAGGCUGGUCAAUGGUUCUAAUCAUUGCAGUGGGAGAGUGGAGAUCCGGACAGCCCACAGUGAUGAGUGGGGGACUAUCUGUGACACCAACUGGGACUUAAAGGAUGCUGAAAUUGUGUGUAAGCAACUGGGCUGUGGAAGAGCAACCUUAGCCCCACGAGGAGCUCAUUUUGGACAGGGAUCAGGUUCCAUCUGGUUGGAUGACAUGGACUGCAAAGGCACAGAAGAUUCCAUCCAAGAGUGCAGAGCAAACAACCAGAGAAACAGCUGUAAUCAUGGGCAGGAUGCAGGAGUAGUUUGUUCAGAAGCGUCCACACUGAACGUGGCUAAUGUCCGACUGGAAGGUGGUCCACACUCCUGUGCCGGGAGAGUUGAAGUUUUCCACCAGCAGCAGUGGGGAACUGUGUGUGAUGACGGUUGGGGCCUUCCAGAUGCCAGUGUGGUAUGCAAGCAGCUGAACUGUGGCUUUGCUUUGGAAGCCCCACAUGGAGCACAUUUUGGACGGGGCGGUGGAUCCAUCUUUCUGGAUGACGUGAAUUGCACAGGGACCGAAACCUCCCUCAAAGAUUGCAGGGGACGUACCAUUGGAGAGCAUGACUGUGACCACUCAGAGGAUGCUGGGGUGAUAUGUUCAGGUCAUAUGGAUGUGCGGCUGGCCAAUGGACCCCAUUCCUGUGCCGGCCGGGUGGAGUUGAAGAAUAACAACACCUGGUCCUCUGUUGGUGACUCUGGGUGGAGCCUUAAAGAGGCCACAGUAGUAUGUCGGCAACUGGGCUGUGGUUCAGCACUGUCCGCCCAAAAGGGCAACCAAUAUGGCUUGAGUUCAGGCCCGGCCUUUCUGGAAGAAAUGAAAUGCACUGGAUCAGAAGCAUCUUUAAGUGAAUGCCAGGCCUCCCCAGCAGGCCCCAAUAAGUGCAUCUGCGGCACCUAUGCAGGAGCAGUGUGCGAGGGAAAGCCAGGCUCAGGUAAAACUACUGCUGUGGUUUUGAGUCUCUUAGCGAUUGCCUUGAUUAUUGGUGGGGUCUUCUUGUACCUGCGAUGGAAGAAAAUGAAAAUUUCAGUGAAUCCUUUCCGUUGUAGAAGAGAAGUAUUUAUGGAGAAUAUCACAGUGGGAUCCGAUAUGGUUAAUGGCAUUCGAGAGAUGUACUCCCGAGGAAGAGAGCAAGUUGCACCCACAGCAAACCCUGAAGAUGACACCGUCUGUUUGGUGAAAGACACCUCUGACGCUUCCACAGACAACACUAAUUGAGAGACUGGGAGGGGGCAAUGGCUUGGAUGCAGAUGAGAGAUGAACAUCUACCAGGAGAGAGGCAUCUUCCAUCCAUUCACUGAAGGAGGCCAUAUCUAUGUCACCAGCUCUUGCACUGAUAGAGUGAAUUUGCAGAGACUUGUGUGUGUUUUGCUGGAAUCUCUGGAAGCAUGCAGGUAUCACCAGCCUGAGAAUACCAAAAGGAAAUGGGAACCCCUUAAGCAUGGAUAGAAGACAAACUGGAAAUCCCUGAAAAUAUCCACAGUGCCAAAACUUUUAAGACUUUGGAAAGUUGUUUCAAAACCCUUGCUUUCCCUACUGGCCAUUACAUAAAACAACCAUUGAUCUAAGUUCUGCUGUAACCCAUACAGAGCAUGUUUGUCAGAUGCUAAACAGUAAGACCCAGAAAGCAUGCCUCCUGCUGCAUUUGUAGCUUGCUUGUAAGACUUUUCCCCCAGAAAAUCCUGAUGGGAGUCAGGCACCUUCAAACAUGGAAAAGGAAUUGGUACAGUUUCCGCAUGAAGUCCCUGCACUAUACCUCUUCUCCAUCAUACACCUGACCAUCACCCAGUCCCCACCACCAACACAAUCCAAGUACUAAGCAGGUCUGACUCUGUUGAGCUUUUGGUUUGGACAAGAUCCAGUCUUUAUAGCUCCAUCCUCUAUAUUAUCUUGGCUGAUUCUUAUCCUUACUUGUCUGGUUAUUAGCCUAACAAAGAAACAAAGAAAAUGAUUUAAUUGCAUAUGCUAAUCCAGAUGAGUUAGAGUUUCUGUUUGCCUGUUGAUUGAACACUGAUGUUAGCUAGGCUGAAGAAACAGCAGUCUUGCACAUUAUUCAUUGCAGGUCUACUCAAAAGAAAAUCCCCUUGAUGUCAAUUUCUUACUUCCUAAUUGGACUGCAUCCUUAAUGGGAAAAAAUAAAAGGAGCAAACUCAGUUCCCCUUGGAGAACCUGGGUCUGUUUCAGUCAGACUCAGUCUUCCAGCUGUACUUAAGAGGAGUAGCCAUAUUGCAUGCCCUUAUUACAGAUAAAGCUGUACAGAUUAUAACAAUAAACUUGCUGUAGAACUGUUCUCACCAUAUGUUUGGCAUACAUCCUUCCUCUGAGGUUUAUUGGAAACCAAAGGCCUGAUUCAUCUCAAUCAUGAAGAGAACAUCUCUCAGAACUAGGCUGUCAUGUUGAUUGGCUUGCCUCUCGUGUCAGUCAAGGCAGAUUUAAAGCUUAAAUAAGAGGUAGGAAACCCCUUUCAGCAUGAGGGGCAAUUCCCUUUUGGAGAAGUUGGGGAAUGGAGGAAACAGAAUUUGCCAGGAAGUAAGAAAAAAUAAAGCAAAAAACCUCACACGUGGUUCCACUUUGAAAAUACGUUGCCUUAAUUCCAUCAGUUUGAAAAACACACAAAUGUCCUUCAAGCUGACCCAAAACAUCUACAGAAAAAGUAAUGACCUUUUGGAGGGUUUUUGCUAAGGAAAAGAAACCAUGCUAAAGUGAAGCAAUGGUAAAUCUGACUAAGUCAAUGAAUCAUGUUUACCUAUUUAAGAUGUCAUACUUGGGAAGUCUGGUUUUAUAUAUGUGCAUCCAGAGAUAUAAACUGGGACGAUAGGAAAUCUCUCCUGAGUCAGAGCACUGGUCCGCUUCACCCAAUGUUGACUUGCACCGGCUCUCCAAGGUUGCAAGCAAAAGUCCAUCCUAGCUCUACCUGCAGAUGCCGGGGACUCAUCAGGGGCCUGCAUGCAAAAUGUGCUUUGCUGCUGAGCCACACUCCUCCCGAUAGUGGUGUGGUUGCUGACAUGUAGCAGGGGUCCAUUUCCAUGUUGAUUUUGUCUUAACAUAUAUUGCUGAAAAAUUGCACAGCCUGCAACUUGUCCCAGUUUCUGCUUUGUUUCUGCAUUUACCAAAUGUGCAAGUCUCAGAAUUGACAAGGAAAAGGAGAAUAAAGACUUAAAAAUAAAAACUUAACACUUUGGAGUAGGAAAAAUCUCAAAUGUUUGUUGUUUUUUUCUAGUGUAAUGGAGGACUAUGCUUGGAAACAAUCCAUGCUUUAGGAAUGCAAUCAUAUGUAUGUCUGCUUGGAUUGAGUCCUAUUGAGUUCAGUGGGAUUUAAUCCCAGGUGUGUGUGUAUAUAGGAUUUCCAUCCAAAGGCUGGCCAUUUUUUCUCUGCUUUAAAUGGGAUCAGAGUGUUAAAACAGUGUUAAAAUAUUCUCCUUUGGAUGUUC
Molecule: messenger RNA, 5854 nt
Organism: Varanus komodoensis (Komodo dragon)
Lineage: Eukaryota; Metazoa; Chordata; Lepidosauria; Squamata; Varanidae
Product: deleted in malignant brain tumors 1 protein-like
Exons: 13
Coding region: 81-3641 (1186 amino acids)
Cellular component (GO): membrane
Source: RefSeq, a predicted model, not a curated record